This is a messenger RNA of Coturnix japonica (Japanese quail), 4304 nucleotides long. RefSeq names its product transmembrane and coiled-coil domains 4 (gene TMCO4). The record is from RefSeq and is a predicted model, not a curated record. Lineage: Eukaryota; Metazoa; Chordata; Aves; Galliformes; Phasianidae.
GCGCUCUUCCUUCCCGCCCUUCGUAAGCUACGCUACCGGCGUAAAGGAGAGCACAGAGCCGCUUGGCGCUAUCCAUACGUAAACUGCGUAAGGGCGAUAUGCAGAGAAAGGACGGGCGGAAGGGGCGGGAGGAGGCGGCGGAAGGGAACGCAGCGUUCCGGGUCGGAACGGGUCGGAACCGAGAGGGUUCGGGGCCGGGAUAAGAGAUAUUUUUGAAGAAAUCAAUAUCUAUGUACUUCUCAGAACCUGAAGAGGUGGCAGAGAAGGGCCGAGCAAAGCUGCCCUUCUAAACACUCAGCAUCACAAAUCACUGCAUUUCCAAUGGUGCUUCCCAUAAUAAGUUAACACAUCUAUGCUCAGAGGUAAAAAUGGCUACAGAAGAGAGGUGGAAAAGUUCAGCUUCAAAACAGCACAGUGGGGCUGAACAACAAGCAGGAGGAAAGGAAUCGUGUGUGCUGCUGAGCCAGCAGCUGGGUGAAGCAGAAAGGUUCACUUAUGCAGCUCUCUGUGGGAUAUCCCUGGCGUGGCUGUUCCCUGAAAAAGAGCAAAGCUCCUUCAGGACAGAGUUCAUUGAGGCCUUGGUGAAAUGGCUGGACCUGCCUGAUGCUGUCUUGCCUACCAUGACAGCAUUUGCUAGUGGCUUAGGAGGGGAGGGCACAGAAACUUUUGCCCAGCUUUUGCUAAAGGAUCCCACCGUGAAAGAUAACCCUGUUGUCAUUACCCAGGAUCUUUUGUCCUUCUCUCUUAGAGAUGGGUACUACGAUGCACGAGUAAGGGUGUUGAUCUGCCACAUCAGCUGGCUGCUGCGAAUCCCCUUGGAGGAGCUGGAAGUCCUGGAGGAAUCUCUGCUUGAAAGCCUGAAGGAACAAACAGAGGAAGAGUCAGAAACUGCAGAAGUCUCAAGAAAAAAGAAGGAAAGAAGAAGGAAGCUGAAGAGAUACCUGCUGAUCGGCUUGGCAACCGUUGGAGGUGGAACAGUGAUUGGCUUGACAGGAGGCCUUGCUGCCCCUCUGGUUGCUGCUGGGGCUGCCACUAUCAUUGGAAGUGCAGGAGCAGCUGCUCUUGGUUCAACUGCAGGGAUUGCUGUCAUGGCAUCCCUUUUUGGAGCUGCAGGAGCUGGCCUUACUGGAUACAAGAUGAAGAAGCGUGUGGGAGCCAUAGAAGAGUUUGAAUUCCUCCCACUUACAGAAGGAAGGCAGCUUCACAUCACCAUAGCAAUUACUGGUUGGCUGUGUGCUGGCAAGUAUGGGAGCUUCACAGCACCAUGGAGCAACAUGCUGCAUUCGAGAGAGCAGUACUGUCUGGCCUGGGAAUCCAAGUACUUGAUGGAGCUUGGCAGUGCCUUGGAUACCCUGGUGAAUGGUUUUGUUAACAUGAUGGCUCAGGAAGCCCUAAAAUUCACUGUUUUGUCGGGUAUUGUUACAGCCUUGACUUGGCCAACUUCACUCUUGACUGUUGCCAAUGUCAUUGACAACCCCUGGGGAGUGUGUCUGCAUCGGUCUGCUGAAGUAGGCAAGCACCUUGCACAUAUUCUGCUCAGUCGACAGCAGGGCAAGCGACCUGUCACACUGAUUGGCUUCAGUCUUGGUGCCAGAGUCAUCUACUUCUGUCUGCAGGAGAUGGCUCAAGAAAAAGACUCCCAGGGGAUCAUUGAAGAUGUGGUCCUACUGGGAGCUCCAGUGGAGGGUGAAGCCAAGUACUGGAAGGCGAUCACGAAAGUGGUGUCAGGAAGGAUCAUAAACGGUUACUGCAGGGGGGACUGGCUGCUGGGAUUUGUUUACAGAACCUCUUCUGUCCAGCUCAACGUUGCUGGCCUCCAGCCAGUCAAGCUGGACGACAGGAGAAUGGUAAACAUGGACCUUUCAUCUGUAGUCAGCGGCCACCUGGACUACAUGAAGCAAAUGGACGUGAUUCUGAAAGCUGUGGGCAUUAAAACCAAGGAGUGUCGGCAGGAGGAGAAGGGCAGCGUCAGUCUUUUCUCCCCUCUAGCCAAGAAAUCACAGCAGGCAGCAGGCAGUGAGACUCAGGAAGAGGAAAACACUGUGCAAGAGGAGGAUGGAGCUGACAGUGACUGCCAGGCACCCACAGCCAGCACCAGUGUGAGCUGUGCACUAACACAGCCAGUGAGUGCUGGCACGAGCAGCGAUGGUGACCUGCACCCAGGAGAUGAUUCCUUGGCCAGCUGUGCUCACCAAGAGGAUUCCCCUGGAUCUCUCUUGGCAGAGAGCUCACCUCCCUGCCCAGCCUGCCCCAGCAGUGUGAAGCAGGCAGCGGGUGAUAGCACAGACUGAAAUGAAUCUCCAAACAUUCUCUCCUCACAGCCCAGCUGCCACGUGCAUCGUGCCCAGCAUCAGCUGCAUGGAGCCAUCCUCAGCCUCCUGCCCUACACAGUCUGCAGAGCUUCCCAUGCAGGAUGUGAAUUGCUGCCCUGCAGCUCCCUCGGCUGCUGCGUGGCUGGGUGGGAGGCAGCAGAACUGUCAGCAAGCCCAUACUUUGCCUGGUCUGUGUGGAGGCCAAUUGCAGCUCUUUGUGACCAGCAGGGAUGCUCAGCCAGCACUAAAACCGCUCUCAAAACACAAUCAGUAGAGCCCACAGAGCUGAGCUGCAGCUUUCAGGCCCUGUUGAGGGCCCAGCACAUGGCAUCACAGUGUCACUGGAUCACAGCUGUCAGAGCAGUCUCCCACUGCUCUCCCAUUGACAAGAAAAAGCCAAUUCUGGCCCAAAUCAGCACAGUUCCUCAGGAAGCAGUGCCAGUCCCCUCACUGAACAAGCUCUUUUAUUCUUGAGUGAAGCAGCUGCCACCAUUAGGGAUCAUGGUUCUGGUAUUUAGCUCUUGGGAAAGCAGGUGGCUCUGUUGGUAUCUUUAAGCAUGUUGUGGUCAUUAAAAACAUUUUUCCACUUCAGCUCUGCUAAGCAGGGAGGUGAAAGGAUGGGAGCCUCUGGCUGCCCUCCCUGCUCUGCUGCAGGUUUGCUACCAUGGCUCUGACACUUUCCAACCUACAAGGUUGUUUCCCUCACUGCAAACUGAGGGCGAUGAGUGUCUGAGACCUCGUUACUACAAGGAACAUGCUUUGAGUCCCAUAGGUGAAAAAACAGCAGAAAACAGAGUGGGCUUUUUAUGACUUAUUGCUUUGGUGAAGCUUCUUCCUUUGCAAACCAUCAACCCAUAGAGACUUUCAUCUUGUGUCCCACACACAUCUCCAGCCUUAAAAGCCCCCUCUAGUUAUAUUUCUAAUUGGUUUAAAAUAAAGCUAAUACUUGGCAUAGAAUUAACACAAACCUCUUUGAUAUCUCUCUCCUUUCAUAAAGUAAAUUGACAUCCGCUCCCUUUUUCCUCAGCCUCAACCUGGAGGGACUCAGCUUUACACAAGGUCCUUUUCUAACUGAUUUUGCUGCUCAGCCCAAGAAAAUGCAACUUAGUAAGAACGUGGCAAGAGGAUAAACCCCCUCCUGUGAGCACCUCUGGGUUUUUCAGUGUCAAAACAAGCGUUGUAUGGUACAAAUACCUUCCCACCUCCUGAUUUGGAAUGUCUCAUUGACUCAGUGCAAUUACAGCUUGUGUUUUUGGCUCACUUGGAGCCCUCCCUGUGCCAACAACCUCCCCUUUCUUUCCCGAGCUUUCCACACACCUUACCUCCGGAUUAUUUCUCAUGCAGUCGAACACGCAGCACAGCAACACAGGAUGAAAAUGAAAUGAGACUUCGCCUGCCGUGUGGUUUUCUUCUCCUUGCUUCCCAUGUUGGAGGGACUCUUUGGAUCCACUUGUGUAAGUGUGUGCUUCAGGGGGGCAGCCAAAACCUCAUGGUGGGGUACCAGUCCAAGAGGGGCACAGCGACAGCCUUCCAACCCAUCUCUGAUCUGAAAGGCACUUGAGGAAGAAUUGGCUGAAGGAAUUUGUUGGUGUUUAUUAAAUGCCUGCUGACUGCAUUGGAAGAUUAAAAAAAAAAAAGUCUUUUCUAAUGGUAUCGUCUUCAAAUUGAUGGGUUGUCAGAGCAAAGUGUGAUGGCUGUAUGCCAGAAAUAGGAAGCUGUAGGAUGAAAGCUAAAGGAAAGCUUAUUUCUUUCCUUACUACUUGUCAGGAUACCCGUGGAGCCACAAACAAGCUGAACACCCACGCCCUUGUGGAGUAUCCAGAAAGCAGCGCUGAACAUUUCGCAUCAGAUUUAAUCCCCCAAAGCUCAGACUGCUCAUGAUUAAAGAGGAUGGUUUCAGCGUGCUGCAAGUCACACAGGAAACUGACAGAUACAGCCCAGACCAGGCGAGGAAAUUAAACCCCCAGUAAACACGAUGCGCUGUGGACUGGA